CAAUGUUUCAACAAAUGUAAUUUUGAAAACUCUGAAUCUUAUGAGCAAGCUAAAACAGAUGGUAACCAAUAUGGAAGCUGCUUUCUAUAAGAUACUGCAGGACCAGCGAUUGAUUACACCGCUCUCUUUUGCCUUAACUUCUGACAACAGAGAGACAGUUCAAGUUGGCCUUCAGCUACUUUUUGAAGCUGCUCCAUUACCAGACUUCCCCGCAGUUGUACUUGGGGAAAGCAUUGCAGCUAACAAUGCCUACAUACUGCAAGAAAUCGAUCAUCCAACAAAAAAAUUUGGAGUGCAAGCCAUUGCAAACAACUGUAGAUCCUCACAGAUGUCAAAUUUGAAC
Messenger RNA from Staurois parvus, 343 nucleotides. The record is from the annotation of a GenBank genome assembly. NCBI's taxonomy places the organism in Eukaryota, Metazoa, Chordata, Amphibia, Anura, Ranidae.